Daphnia carinata is the source of this 2753-nucleotide messenger RNA. RefSeq names its product ectonucleotide pyrophosphatase/phosphodiesterase family member 1-like. The record is from RefSeq and is a predicted model, not a curated record. Lineage: Eukaryota; Metazoa; Arthropoda; Branchiopoda; Diplostraca; Daphniidae. The coding region runs from base 184 to 2556 and encodes 790 amino acids. The transcript is spliced from 9 exons.
AACCUCAGUCUGCUGUCGACGCCGCACCGUUCAAGUUUAUUCUCACAUCCGCGCAAAGAACAGUGAAGAGAAUCGGAGAUAAAAGUGUAAUAGUCUUGCAACUCAAUUGGGCUACACAAGUGUAUCGGGAGCUCGUUGCCUUCAACUACUCCACUCUAAUUUCGAACCUGUAAGUAAUUGAGUAUGACACACGGCCAUUACGUCCUGCUGAGUCUUCUGGUUGGAACCAGUUUAGCUCUACCUUCUGUUGUUGAUGAGUCAUGUUCGGCAUUCCAUGUUGAUUCAGCCCAAUGCUUACCUUAUUGGAGCUUGAAGGGAGAGGCAGCCAAGCCGCCAUUACUACUAGUCUCCCUCGACGGCUUCCGGUCCGAUUAUCUCGAGCGGCUAUCGAGAACAUCCUCCACAAAAGGACUUGUUCGUCUAGCUCGUUGUGGAGUCAAAGCGGCUUCGAUGAUUCCAGUCUUUCCCACCAUCACCCUUCCAAAUCACUACUCCAUCGUCACGGGAUUGUAUCCGGAGUCGCACGGUAUCGUAGCCCACGAAUUUUACGACCCAGAACUCGGACGAAACUUCAGUUUACCAGCGGCUGGUUUCAACUUUUCAGCUCCGAAUCUACUCGAUCGUACCUGGUGGCUAGGUGAACCCAUCUGGUUCACUAUCAGACGACAAGGAAAAAAGAGUGCUUCUUAUUUUUGGCCUGGAUCUUACAUUGACGAUCCUAUUCGAGCACCUGAUUAUUGGUUACCUUACAACGGAAGUAUUCCUUUUGAGCAACGUAUAAGUCACGUCAUUGACUGGCUGCUUUUACCUCAGCCAAAGCGACCGAAUUUCAUCGGAUUAUAUCUCGAAGAACCCGAUGGUUCUGGACACAACAACGGGCCUGAUUCGAAAAUGGUAGACGAACAGAUUCUAAAAAUCGAUAACCAAAUCGAUUUUUUAAUUGAUAGCAUGGCUGCCAAAGGUCUUUUGGGAUGUGUUGAUAUUAUUGUUGUGUCAGACCAUGGCAUGGCGUCUGUCCCGAAGAAUCGUAACGUCAUGAAACUCGAGGAAAUUAUUAAAGAUGUUGCUAGUUUAGCGUACUGUUACGAUUGUGCUGAAGGCUUGACUCCCACUCUCCGUCCCAUCAACGAUUCACAGAUGGAACGGGAUCGAAUUGCUGCCGAUAUUGAGUGCCGCAAUGAACAAGUACGCGUUUACGACAAAUGGGAUUUUCCACGACGUCAUCAUUAUGCCAACAGCCGAAGGAUUUCCAGUUUGCUUUUCGACUUGAGUAUUAGUUGGAGAGUCAUUGUUGGAACUGAAGAUUAUUUACCUGGAGGCCACGGCUGGGAUAACACAUAUACUGACAUGCAAGCCAUAUUUGUGGCACAGGGACCAUCCUUCCUUAGUGAUGGAUCGACAGUUGACCCAUUUUCCAAUAUUGAAUUGUACAAUUUAAUGUGUUGGCUCACAGGUGUCAAUCCGGCACCUAAUGAUGGGACAUGGGGUGCUUUGUACCACUUGUUGGUGACCCAGCCACCAAAUCCAACUGAAAAUGAUAACAUCAUUCCUCACAUCCUGGACUAUCCCUUGAAUAAUCAAGGAUUGCGAACCCAAUUCAUUGAUCACCAGAAACGCAGAAGAGUUUGCGAUCUCCUGACUGGUAAUAGCGAUCCGAUUCAGAAUGCUAGGUUAAACUUGACGGAAUCUUCUGCAAAAGAAUUGGUAGAAUUGCACGCUCCAUGGGGUUUACCUGGCUCUACAACAGAAGGCGUGAAAGCCUUGAUCAGUCCUGACUAUAUCGUCGGUUUUAACGUGCGUGAGGGGAUACCAUCCUGGGUCUCGUACACGCUAUCGAAUAUUACCGAGUUAACGAAUCGUUCAGUUGUGUCAUCAUGGGGAGUGGAUCCACGUCUGAGAGUUCAAGAUGUCUCGAUUUGUGAUCGAUUUCAAGAACAUUCUCAACCGUCAUCUUUGCUACUGGCUCCUCUCUUCUUUCCAAACUUUUGCAGCUCGACAGAUAAUUCAGCAGAUGGUUGGGUAGAAACAAAUGCAAUUGAAAUUUCACCAGCUUUCGAAAAAUAUUGGCAAGACAUUGAAGAGAGGAUUGUGGAACUGUCCGGUAAUGCUGGACGAAUACAUAUUUUGGCCGGCCCUGUAAGGAAUUCCCCUAGUCCAGCAAUUUUUCUCGUUGUUUCCUACUGUACUGAGCUGAUGGCGUUGGGUUGCUCCGGAAAAGAAUUGGACGUUCAAUCUUUUCUGCUGCCAACUCAUCUUCACUACGGCCGUGAUUGUUUAUCUUCAAACCUUUUUUUACGUAGCCACUUGGCAACUGUCCGUGAUGUAGAACAGGCUUCCGGUCUCAACCUCUUCCAGUCCCUUACACGCGAGGCUAAGGUUCAAGUGUUGGGGCGCACUGUUCUGGCUUCUAAUUUGUUAGUCGAUCCACGCCCCAAGCUUUGGCCGAACGAUCAACUCGCAUCGAGUCACGCAGAUCAAUCCUCGUUACUUUGGAUAUUUACCUUAUUGGCACUGAUAGUAGUGGCUGUUGGGAAUCACGUCAUUGCUGCCAUUUAAUCCUAUUUGAGAAUGAUGUUUUUUGGAGUUUUAACUUUUUUUUGUUGAAAGCUCCAGACAUACCGAUAUUCAGUAACACUCUUUUCACCUAAUUAACAAUGCAUGAGGCGUUUAACUGUAGCAGUCAUCAUUUAGAUUGUAUUGAUUUUAUCUACAGCCAUAAGUUUUUAAAUAUAUCAACGUAUAUGGCACAACAA